ACUUCGCAUUCACACAAAAAAACGGAAACCUCCAGUUCCGACCGACCCGUGACGCUGCAGGCCUGCACCGUCCCAAAACCCCGACAGGCAAAACCACAUUUCACCGGAAUGCCCGGCCGCUCACCGGCGGCAACCGGCCGACGCCGGAGCCGCAGCCGAGGCUGGAGCAGCUCGCCGAAGGGCUCCUCCCGGCGGCGGCCGCAGUCGCCGGGGCCUUCCUGUCCGCAACCCCUCGCUCAGCUGCCGCCCCUGCCCCCCGGCACCGAGGUCGAGGUCCGCGUCGACGACGACGGCUUCCACGGCUCCUGGUUCGAGGCCACCGUGGACAGCUUCAUCCCCUCGCGUGGCCGCGGGCACCGGCCCCGCUACACCGUUACCUACUCCCACCUCCUCUCCGACGAUUCGGGCGCCACCCUCGUCGAGCCCUUCGCCCCCUCCCGAAUCCGCCCCCGGCCCCCGCCGCCCGCCACCACGGAGCCCCUCCGCCUCCACGAGAUCGUCGAGGCCUUCCACAAUGACGGCUGGUGGUCCGGCAUCGUCCUCGCCACCGAACCCCUCACCGUCGCCUUCCCCAUCACCCGCGAGGUGAUCACCUUCCAGGAGCGCCACCAUGUCCGCCCACGCCGCGACUACGUCGACGGCCAGUGGGUCCCUUCGCAGGCCGCGAUUGCCGUGCAGCCGAAGCGCGCGGUUAGGGUUUACACGCACAAUGAGAAGGUGGAGGUGGUGAGGGACCGGCCGGUGUAUGGCUACUCGUGGUUCCCCGCCAAGGUGGAGAAGGUCAUUGAUGGCCUGAGCUACCUCAUCAAGUAUCUCGAGGGUGAGGAGAUGGAGUACCUGCAUUGCCUCUUCAUCAGGCCGGCCGUGGAGCACUCUGUGCUGGAGAGCGAGUUCAGGCUUGGGCCCGGUGCACCGGUGGAGGCUUAUUGUGAUGGGGCUUGGUCACCAGGGGUGGUGCUCAGGCAUGUUAUUACUGAUGGUGACUACGAGGUUUGCAUCAAUGGAAAAGAGGAGAAGAUGCUGCCAGAGUUGCUGAAGCCUCAGUACAUGUGGAAUGGCAAGCAUUGGAAGAUCGUCAGUGCUAAGAGACAAGGUAAUAGGCAGCAGUCUCUAUCUGGAAAACGUCCAAGCUCUCCUGUUGAGUUAGCAUCCAGUGAUGAUGAACAUAUUCAAUCUUGGGCCACAAAAAGGUCAAGGAAAGAACUGCCACAGAAGAAACCUGAAGAGUUAACUGGAGGUUCUCAACAUGCGUUGGAGUCUACGAUGGACACUACAGUAUCUGCAUUGCGCAAGUCACUCGCAAGCAGUGAUUCUCCAAAAUCUUGUUCUCCUAAAAGGAAUAAUUUUCAAGUCCUUUCACAGAGGAUAGUGAGUUCCUGUGCAGCACCGAUAAAUGGGCUUGGGUUUUGUCAUGCUUCCUCAGAACAUCCCACACCUCAGCACGAAUCAAGAUCAGACGUGCAAAUUCAGUUAAAGGGUAACAGCGAUAUCUCUUGCAAGGAAAUUAUAUGUGCUUUGAGUGCAUCUGCAUGCAACAUCCCUUCACCGCUGGAUAAAAAGAUAAGGGUGUCUAAUGCGGUGUCAAGAGGGGCUGGUAGUGGCUCAAAUCCAAACGUUUUUUCAUCUAAGAAAUCCGGGAAGCAAAGCUUCAUAGCAACUAGUACUAUGCGGAAGAAAGGUACAAAGAAGGUGGCACAGCGACUGAAAGAGUCGCUGAUGGAAUUGGAGGGGAGAGGACCUCAUACCCCACAGCAGCUCAGCAGGAAUUUGGAGAUGCAUGUAAAUGAAGGAACAAAUCAAGAACUGCUUCCCAUAGAACCCCCAGGCUUCAGAUCCAUUUAUAAUGAACAAGGUAGACCUCAUACCCCGCAGCAGCUCAGCAGGAAUUUGGAGAUGAAUGUAAAUGAAGGAACGAAUCAAGAACUGCUUCCCAUAGAACCCCCAGGCUUCAAAUCCAUUUGUAAUGAACAAGGUUUUCUUGAUGGGGAACACGUGGAUGAGGAACCAAUCCACAUUGGUAGUUCUGAGUGCACUAUGAACGACACUCCAUUAAGGAGCUACUCAGUUGUUGGUAGUUCUCUGUUCUCCACUUUGCCUUCAUCUCACAUUUCUGGUCAGCAGUGUUCGCUCAUCAAGAUUUCAGACGUAUUGCAUCUAGCUGAAAAAACAAUGGAAGUGUUCCGGAAGGUUCCACAGCGACCCCAUUUCCGUCCACUUGAGAAACAUGCGCCAGAACUGCGUGAAGGAAUAGCUAUAGGUCUAAAGUUGGGGUAUGCAAACUUAGUUGACAGUGUGAACAACUCCAGCAUAGAAGACAGCAUUGCAUCAUUUGAAGGGAAGAUCAGUGCUUUGACCAUUUUAGAGGAAAAUGGGUUUGAAGUUAAGUCUUUGCACCAUAUCCUGAACAAAUUGCUUGAGGCCAAACUGGAUUACAGCAAGCAUGUAGGACACCGGGACAAGUUGAAAGAAUUGGUACCGCGGCAAGAGUCCACUGUGUCCCAAAAGCACGCAUUGCUUAAUGAGAAGGAAAAAACUGCAUUUCAGCUUCAGCAGAAACUGGAUUCCAUUCGGCGCGAAGCAGACCAGAUCGCAAGGGAGAGAGAAAAUGAAGAUGCAGAGCUCCUCAGGCUGAAAGCAGAGGUUAAUGCUACUCAAGAGGCAUGCAGUGAGGGAGAACUUCGAUUUCGCAGCACCCUGGCUGAGCUGCGUUCAAGACUGCAGCUUUCUGACUGAGUGUUAACGGUCAUCCCGGUAACUUGUGCUCAAGCAGGGCCCUAGGCCUUAUCUUUAUCUAGGAUCAGGAUCGUAUCUGGAUGAACUUCCUGUUGUCAUUCCCCAGUGUUACUGCAUCUCGCAACAGAUGCUAAUGAUUGCUGACUGUUGAUCUUGAAUUGCUGCUGCUAUUUAGACCAUCAAUCUAUGCUGGUUGUAUUGUACUGUACU
This is a messenger RNA of Brachypodium distachyon (stiff brome), 2943 nucleotides long. Its product is annotated as DUF724 domain-containing protein 3. Bases 109 to 2733 code for a protein of 874 amino acids. Lineage: Eukaryota; Viridiplantae; Streptophyta; Magnoliopsida; Poales; Poaceae. The transcript is spliced from 7 exons. The record is from RefSeq and is a predicted model, not a curated record.